AUGCGCUUCAAUACCAUUUUCAUUGCUACCGUUGCUUGCCUGGUUGCCACUGGCUCGUUUGUCAAGGCAACAGAAGACGAUCUUCUUGGAGACCACCAAGUAGAUGGUCUGGACUUGGAUCCUUCGGCCGUCGACUUACAACCUGCCGGGCUUGACUUGGAUCACUCAGAAGCCGACUUGGAACCUGCCGGGCUUGAUCUGGACCAUUCGGAUAUUGACUUGCAACCUGCCGGACUCGACCUGGAUCAUUCGGAUGUUGACUUGCAACCUGCCGGAUUCGACCUGGAUCACUCAGAUGUUGACUUGCAUCCUACGCUCGAUAACCCAUUGGAUAUCGAGAGACGUUCGAUUGGUUCCACAGGAUCCGGUAUUGGUUCUGGUCUCCAGUCUGCAAAGUCACAGCAGCAAGCCAAGGGUCUUGCCGCACUCAGAAAAACUCCGGGUGGUAAAGGGUCUUCUGCUGCAGCUAUCAAGGGAUACAUGCGUCUUAACUCUGCAAAGUACAAACUCAAGAAGGCCACCGACUUUUCUUAG
This is a messenger RNA of Phycomyces blakesleeanus NRRL 1555(-), 534 nucleotides long. RefSeq lists its product as hypothetical. The record is from RefSeq and is a predicted model, not a curated record. Lineage: Eukaryota; Fungi; Mucoromycota; Mucoromycetes; Mucorales; Phycomycetaceae. The transcript has a single exon. Bases 1 to 534 code for a protein of 177 amino acids.